CCCCGUUGAAAAACACAAUAUUAUUUUAUUUUAUCUCUCUAGAAGUUUUAUAUAGUUUCUCUCUCUAGAAAUGCAGGAUCAAGCGGCCACGAGCUCCGUUGCGGCGAGUUUACAGUCAAGUAGUGAGAGAUCUUCUAGCUCUGCUCUUCAUGUUAAUGUCAAAGAAGGUAUGGAGAGUGAUGAUGAGAUCAGAAAGGUGCCGGAGAUAGGCGGAGAACCCGAAGCCGUCGGAGCAUCAGGAACAGGCAGGGAACCGGUGUCGGUAUCGCAUCCCGAACGGGUUCAAAGCGCGAUGGAAAGUACAAGGAGGAAGGGGAAAAGCCCGGCUGACAAAGAAAGCAAGCGGUUGAAGAGGUUGUUACGGAACCGAGUGUCUGCGCAACAAGCAAGAGAAAGAAAGAAGGCAUACUUGAAUGAGUUGGAAGUACGAGUUAAAGAGUUGGAGAAGAAGAACUCGGAGCUUGAUGAGCGUUUGUCUACUUUGCAAAAUGAGAACCAAAUGCUUAGACAUGUAUGUAUAUAUGUAUUUAUUUAUGUAUGUUUUGUCGAAGAUCUUCAUUGGAUUGUUGUUGUUGUUGUUAUGUGCAGAUAUUGAAGAACACGACGGCUGGUAUUCAAGAAAGGAAAUAGAAGUAGAUUUUGAUUUUGAUUUAGAAGGAUUUAGCACAUAUGUUGUAGUAGCUAGAGUUAAGAUUAGAAGUGAUGAUCAUGUGUCAUUGUCGUUUCUUGUGUGUUAAGGAACAUAAGUGAAGAUUGUGAUGGUUGAAGCUUUAUCUGAAAAUCUUAUAUUAUAUUAUAAUUAUUUUAA
Molecule: messenger RNA, 808 nt
Organism: Helianthus annuus (common sunflower)
Lineage: Eukaryota; Viridiplantae; Streptophyta; Magnoliopsida; Asterales; Asteraceae
Product: transcription factor HY5
Exons: 3
Coding region: 71-595 (174 amino acids)
Biological process (GO): response to far red light; response to red light; red or far-red light signaling pathway
Cellular component (GO): nucleus
Molecular function (GO): DNA-binding transcription factor activity, RNA polymerase II-specific
Source: RefSeq, a predicted model, not a curated record